Messenger RNA from Brassica napus (rape), 390 nucleotides. RefSeq lists its product as uncharacterized. The transcript has 2 exons. The record is from RefSeq and is a predicted model, not a curated record. NCBI's taxonomy places the organism in Eukaryota, Viridiplantae, Streptophyta, Magnoliopsida, Brassicales, Brassicaceae. Bases 1 to 390 code for a protein of 129 amino acids.
AUGUCGCCCUACGAAGCUUUGUACGGACGGCCCUGCAGGACACCAUUAUGCUGGACCCAAGUGGGGGAGCGCAGCAUGAUAGGACCUGAGAUAGUGGAGGAGACCACGGAGAAGAUUAAGUUCAUCCGUGACAAGAUGAAGGAGGCACAGGACCGUCACAAGUCUUAUGCGGAUAAGAGAAGGAAACAUGUUGAGUUUGAGGUGGACGACAUGGUCUACCUCAAGAUGAUUACUUUCAGAGGUCGGAAAAGGGUUUCUGGCCGAGGGAAGUUGGAUCCAAGGUACUUGGAUCAAGACAUUGUGAUACCGGAAAUUCCAUCUGAUCUAGGCACGAACCUCACCUUGGAGACAAGGCCGGUUCGGAUUGUAGACAGGAUGGAAAAGCAAUGA